Messenger RNA from Folsomia candida, 1750 nucleotides. Its product is annotated as UPF0764 protein C16orf89 homolog. The record is from RefSeq and is a predicted model, not a curated record. The transcript is spliced from 7 exons. NCBI's taxonomy places the organism in Eukaryota, Metazoa, Arthropoda, Collembola, Entomobryomorpha, Isotomidae. Bases 161 to 1531 code for a protein of 456 amino acids. Gene Ontology annotation, cellular component: membrane; cytosol.
UAAAAUAUUUCUACACAUAUUUAUGCAUAAGCGAACAGUCAGAGUGAAAAGAUUCACUUGUUCUUAUAAAAUAUCAAAGCAUCCAGAGUGUACGUGCCUUGCCAUGCGUCUAUUUAUUUAAGUAUACAUAAAUAUCCUAGUUUAAAGGAUUACCCGUUUUAUGUUACAGAACAAUACCCUUAAUUCACUGCAUAACGCUACAUGUCGAUAUAAAUAUGUACAUGUUCAGCCCUUUUAUUUAUUAUGCCCUUGCCAGCGUCAUUACCAUUCUCAACUUGAAAGAUACGACAUCGUCGGUCACACUCACACCAAAAUGAGACAUUUCACCACAUUCGGGUUUAUUCUAACCCUGAUUUCAAACUGCCACGGUUCAGCAUUUAUUCGUACGUUCUUCAUUCAAACAAGUUCUUCCUCACUUUUACACGACGGUCCAACACUUAAAGAUAAGUUGCAGAGUUGGACAUCUGAACUGGUGACAGCCAAUAACUCGAAUGUGGAGAGGACUCCACAAUCUGUCAACGAAAUGUGUAAAAAUGCCCACACUCAAGCUAAACUUUUGACAGACGCUGUUUUAAGUGCUGUCAACUAUUAUGAAAACCACAUCUCUCAAAUAUCCACAUUGGGUGAUUCCAUCGGGUUGCAAGUUUUGGAAGGUGUUUUACAGCACGUGUUCAAAAGAAGAGGACAAAAUUUGCACGUUUCGCUCAUGAAUAGGACAAUUAAUUUAAUCGAGCAGAUUAAUGAUAAGGCUAUUACCACGCUUGGUGACGAUGCGUUAGUCAAUCAAGCUGUUAAAGAAAUUGGAAAUGCAUGCGGACUUUUUACACGAUCGUUUUCAAAUUGGGCGUCACUUGAUGUCCUUCAUCAAAAAAGUUUAGCCACGCCCAAAAUUGGCGAGGAUUUGGACGGGAUUUGGCCUUCCCUUAACGGCUACUGCUUCGCAGCCCUUGUCACUCAAUGUGAUGUCCCAUACCCUUGCCGUCGGACAAUUUUGAACCCUGAACCACAAUCACAAUAUAUGUUGGCACAUCAAGCGCUUUUCCUCGUGUUUGCUAAUCAGAAAUCCUGUCAACUCAAACAUCCCGACUAUUUUCGCAAUUCGGAGCACAAUUUGGAAACGUAUUGCAGCAAGAUGUUGAAAGAAGCAGAAUUUCUUGCUGAUCAUAAAUACCCAACGUGGGGACGCGACCUCUUUUCAGAAUACGUCUUCAUCUGCAGUCUGGCCGGCUAUCCAAACUUUCUCCGGAACGAUUGGAUCAACGAAAUUCUGACUUGGCAAAGCAAGAGUGACUUUGGUUGCUUUUUGAACCCUGAUUUCCUACGGUAUUUUCCCACUGAGACUGGAAUUCCUCGAAAAGCUACCGUCCGAGAGCAAAUUAAUGGUGUAAAUCCAGAGGAAAUUUGUCUCUCCCAUUUUUCAUCGACAUCUCUAGCCGCACUUGCCGUGAAGUUAGGCUGGUUGCAUGAUCACUGCUUACCACCUGGAGAAGAAUUUGAAAUCAUGAUGCAAGAAGCUGGCGAUAUUUAUUAAACUACAAAACUUUUUACUAUGUAAAAUUUGACUUUACUUCUCAAAACAAAAUUGCUUAGCUGUAAAAUACGUAGGAUAAAUUCCUUAUCCGUGUGCAUAACAAUGAAGUACGCAAUUGUGCCUAUCAAUUUACAAUUACUCGUUGAAAAAAUUCGCAUAAAAAAAAACUGGACUUAUUGAUAUGUAAAUAGCAUAAACUGAAAAUAAAACGUUAGUAAU